CUGGUCACACUGCAUGACAUUGAGUUGACUUUUGGUUUGGUUUUUUUAAUUACAAUUACAUUUUAUUUGCAAAGAACGGACAGAAAAUACAUUGAUAUUGAUUGUGGCAACUCGCGUUACUUCACAUACGACUUCUCAUCGAGAAUGAGAUGGAUUGCAAGUGCUGACGACGUUUCUAGCGGGUUCUAGGGGUUCAUGAAGCGUGUGGUCGCAGUGGUCGGGUCGGUUGGUCAUCCUCCUCUGCCUCUGUGAGAGGCGCCUCUCACGGCCGUGAGACAACAAUUGCAUGCGUGCGUGCCCUGGCUGCCCCACAGACCACAACAAACGAUUCUAAAUUAUUGACAGAGACAGCACACACAUAGGCGAGAUGCGUUCACGUAGCAAUUCGGGCGUCCGCUUGGACUACUAUCAGCGGAUUGUUCAUCGCCUUAUAUUGGCGCACCAGGAGCCGGUGACCGGCCUAUUUCCUGCCUCCAAUGUCAACUCGCAUGCAUGGAUACGCGACAAUGUGUACUGCAUCCUGGCCGUUUGGGGCUUGUCGAUGGCCUACAAGAAGAUAGCCGAUCAGGAUGAGGAUCGUGCCAAAUGCUACGAGCUGGAGCAGAGCUGUGUGAAGCUAAUGCGCGGCCUGCUCAUGGCCAUGAUGAACCAAAAGGACAAGGUCGAAAAGUUCAAGAUGACCCAGAGCCCCUACGAUUCGCUGCAUGCCAAGUACUCCAGCAAAAAUGGCCUGCCCGUGGUCGAGGAUGGCGAGUGGGGACAUCUGCAAAUCGAUGCCGUCUCUCUGUAUCUCCUGAUCCUGGCCCAAAUGACAGCCUCCGGUCUGCAGAUUGUCUUCUCCCUGGACGAGGUGUCGUUCAUACAGAAUCUGGUCUUUUACAUUGAAUCGGCCUACUCCAUACCCGACUAUGGCAUCUGGGAGCGUGGCGACAAGACCAAUCAUGGUGAGCCGGAAUUAAAUGCCAGCUCCAUUGGCAUGGCCAAGGCCGCCUUGGAGGCGAUGAACGAAUUGGAUUUGUUUGGGGCACGCGGCGGACCGGCCAGCGUCAUUCAUGUACUUGCCGAUGAGGCGCACAAAUGCCAGGCUGUGCUUCAGUCCAUGCUGCCACGUGAAUCCAACAGCAAGGAGCUGGACUCGGGCCUCCUGUGUGUGAUUGGAUUUCCCGCGUUCGCCGUGGACGAUGCCCAGCUGAUACACAACACCAAAGAUGCGAUUCUGUCCCGCUUGCAGGGUAAAUACGGCUGCAAGCGCUUCCUGCGCGAUGGCUAUCGCACACCCAAAGAGGAUCCCUCCAGGCUCUACUACGAGCGCUGGGAGCUGCGCAUGUUCGAGAACAUUGAGUGCGAAUGGCCGCUCUUCUUCUGCUACCUCAUCCUGUUCCAUGCAUUUCAAAACGACAAGCGCUCGGUGCAGGAGUAUGCCGAUCGUUUGGAGAAGAUAAUGGUCCGCUCCGAGGAUGGCACACUGCUGGUGCCCGAAAGCUAUGCUGUGCCCCAGGAUCUGGUGGGAUUCGAGUAUCAAAAACCUGGAUCACAGCUGCGCGAAGUUGUGGGCCGUUGUCCCUUCCUGUGGGGUCAAUCGCUGUUCAUUUUGGGCCGUCUCCUGCAGGAGGGCUUCCUGGCUGUGGGUGAACUGGAUCCACUGAAUCGUCGUCUGGGUGCCCAAAAGAAACCCGAUGUGGUCGUCCAAGUGGUGAUCAUUGCCGAGGACAAUGAGAUACGGGACAAGCUGGCCGAGCAUGAUCUGCAUGUCCAGACCAUAGCCGAGGUGGCGCCCAUUGAGGUGCAGCCCGCACGUGUCCUUAGCCAUUUGUACACGUAUCUGGGGCGCAAUCGGAAGCUCGGCCUCAGCGGUCGCAAGUCCCGUGAUGUGGGCAUACUCAGCACCAGCAAGUUGUACUCCCUGAAGGAUCGUAUAUUCGCCUUCACGCCGCAGCAUAUCGACUAUGAAGAAUACUAUACAACACGCGAUCCCGAUUUGCUUGCCAGCAAUUUUACCACAAAUUUAGCAUUCUUGACCAACAAUUGGCGUCACAUGUUGGGCAGGCCGACAAUUACACUAAUGGCAACCCACUAUAUGCUAGACCAGGACAAGAUACCGCUGGCCAUGAUCCAAACGAUGCGGAAACUCAAGUCUGGCUACAUCAACGGCACCCGCGUGAUGCUGGGCAGCCUGAAGGACUUUCUGAACACGUCGGCCAUCACGGACUUGAGUUUUCUGGGGAGCACCGAGGAUGGCUAUCCGGAUCGUCUGCAUCCCGAUGUGCAAACGUAUUUGGACGAGCAUCUUUUGCGAUCGUUUAGCAAUCGCAGCACAAUGAAUCUACGCGGCGGACAGCUGAGGCCACGGACUCUACGCCGUCGCAUGUCCUGCAAGGGAGCCAUUAAGAAGACGCGCUCCAUAAAUGUCGACUCCGAUAACCUUGGCAUGGAGGGACCCUCACCGCUCACAGAGCGACGACUAUCAUCGGUGGUGCCGCCGCCCUGGCUCCAGGCCAACAAGCAGAGCCAUGUCUCAGUGUUUGCCACCACGCCCGAGGAGGGGCCCAGCACACCGAGUCUUCUGCUGGGCAACGAGCUGGUCAUACGCGAGAACAUCUAUCCCGUGGAUCCACACGGACAGAAUCGUUCGGCCAUCGACAGGCGCAGCGAAUUCGUACGCCAGCAAGAGAUAACGGUGCCAAAAAUUCUCAUUCAACGCCAUCGGGCGGAAACCAAUUUCGCUGACACAGAAGUGGAGGAGCUGAUUGCCAUGCUGCGCGAAACGGAGAAUCUCGAGGAGCAGGGCGACAUACUCCAGUAUCUGGUCGAUACACAGGGCCUUGACUUUAAUACAGCUGGCUUGGGAUUUAAGAAUAAAUCGGAUGAUAAUGCCUCUGCCGUGGCCGGAGCUGGAGAGCUCGAGCAAGAAUUCGUGGACGAGGUGGUGCUCGGACUGGCUAAUGCUAAUGUUGCAGGUGGUGGUGGUGGUGGGGCAGAAGGUGCAGGUGCAGGUGCAGGUGGUGGUAGCAAGGGAAAGCCAAAGCUGCCCACAGUGAUCAUCGAUGAUGCUGCUGCUUCAAUUACAGCCACUCCGAAUGCCGCCAAGGACAAAGCCAAUGCCACUUCGACGCCCAAAACGACAACGGCGCCUGGAGGAGGUGCCGCUGCCGCUGCCGCAUCCACCGCCAAUAUCAGCAGCAGCAGCAACAUCAGCAACAGCAGCAACAGCAGCAGCAGCACGACUAACAAUUGCAACAACAGCAGCAGCCUGAAUCUGAAUGUGAAUCCGUCUAACAACGAUUCUUCUCACUCUGAAGGAAUGCUGGAGGAGGGACGCGUGGUCACCGUACGUGACCUGCUCAAGGGCCUCUACGAGAAGGCCUGCCAGCAGAAGCUCUGGGGACUGGUGCGCCACACGGCCGGGAUGUUGGGUAAACGUGUAGAGGAUCUGGCCAAGGCCGUCACCGAUUUGCUGGUGCGUCAGAAGCAGGUCACCGUGGGCAUGCCGCCGAACAACGAGCACACCAUAACGGCACCCCUGCCGGAGGGCGAGCUGCGUCAACUGAUACACGAUGCCUAUGGAGAUGAUGAGAGCACAGCAAUGCUCACCCAGGAGCUGAUGGUCUAUCUGGCCAUGUUCAUACGCACCGAGCCGCAGUUGUUUCACGAAAUGUUACGCCUGCGCGUUGGCCUGAUCAUUCAGGUGAUGGCCAAGGAGCUGUCACGCACCUUGAACUGUGACGGUGAGGCGGCAUCGGAGCAUUUACUUAACCUCUCGCCCUUCGAGAUGAAGAAUCUCCUCUAUCACAUACUCAGCGGCAAGGAGUUUGCUGUCAGCAGUGUGGCCCGGGGCAAUCUGUCGAUUGUCAGCUGCAAGAGCAGUCGCGUCAGCAAGAAGAGCCAGAUUGGUCUGGGUGAUCCCGAGGGCGAGGAUGCUCUAAUUGCGACCAUCGAUGAUCGCCAGGGUCAGUGGCUGCGUCGUCGUCGCCUCGAUGGCGCCCUUAAUCGUGUGCCGCGUGAUUUUUACUCGCGCGUCUGGACGGUGCUGGAGAAGUGCCAGGGCCUGGCCAUCGAGGGACGUGUGCUGCAGCAGAGUCUCACCCAGGAGAUGACGCCCGGCGAGCUUAAGUUUGCCCUCGAGGUGGAGACGGCCCUCAAUCAGAUACCACAGCCCGAGUAUCGCCAGCUGGUGGUCGAAGCCCUCAUGGUGCUCACCCUGGUCACCGAGCACAAUAUGGUGCCCACACUGGGUGGCAUCAUUUAUGUGGAGCAUCUGGUCCACAAGGCCAAUCAAUUGUUCCUCGAGGAUCAGCGUAAGGUCCAGGGCGAUGCCACCCUGUGUUGUGCCAAGAUCAAGGAUGGAAAGGAGCAGCAGCAGGCCGCUUCGGGAAUGUUACUCUGUGGCGGUGCGGCCUAUAUUUGUCAGCAUCUGUACGACAGUGCUCCCAGCGGCAGCUAUGGAACCAUGACAUACAUGUCCCGUGCCGUCGCACUUGUAUUGGACUGUGUGCCCAAGCAUGGGGAAAUGGAGUGCGCCAUUUCCUAGGGCCCAUCCCCCACCAAAAAGCAAACGGAUCUGCGACCACUUAAUGCCAAUUUUUGCAACUUUUGGAAACGUCCUCUCUCUCUCUCUUUCUCAGUCACUCAACCCUCUAUCUAUCUAACUAUCUAUCUCUCUCUCUCUGUGUGUGUGUAUAAUUUUAACCCAGAGGCCGAUUGUAUAUAUUUGAAAGACCUCUUUGCCCAUAAUGCCCUUUUAUUUUUGUUUUUCUUGCGUGUUUGUUUGCUCUAACCAAAAAAA
Drosophila guanche is the source of this 4783-nucleotide messenger RNA. Its product is annotated as probable phosphorylase b kinase regulatory subunit alpha. The transcript is spliced from 13 exons. Gene Ontology annotation, cellular component: phosphorylase kinase complex. The coding region runs from base 368 to 4528 and encodes 1386 amino acids. The record is from RefSeq and is a predicted model, not a curated record. NCBI's taxonomy places the organism in Eukaryota, Metazoa, Arthropoda, Insecta, Diptera, Drosophilidae. Gene Ontology annotation, biological process: glycogen metabolic process. Gene Ontology annotation, molecular function: calmodulin binding.